Molecule: messenger RNA, 2616 nt
Organism: Radiomyces spectabilis
Lineage: Eukaryota; Fungi; Mucoromycota; Mucoromycetes; Mucorales; Radiomycetaceae
Product: NUC188 domain-containing protein
Exons: 13
Coding region: 126-2420 (764 amino acids)
Biological process (GO): tRNA 5'-leader removal
Cellular component (GO): ribonuclease MRP complex; nucleolar ribonuclease P complex
Source: RefSeq, a predicted model, not a curated record
UUUCCAAAUUGGGAAAGAGCAUUUUUCGUUCAUGUCAAAAAUAAAAAAAAAAAUGACUUCGAUUUUCCCCAAUUGCACUGAAAAGCAACUAAAUCGCGAAGAUCCGAUCGCGUAAACAAAAACACAUGGCCGAUCGGAAUACGCAAGCUGAGCAGCUGCCGUCGAAGCGCUCACAAGGACGAUUAGACAGAAAAGCCAAAUUCCGAGAAUCAAAAAAGCGACGAGUAAACGGCAUCGCUAUCGAUAAAGCGCCCAAUACCCUUGGUAUCGACGCUGCUAAGCUAGAAGGACCUAUUAACGCCGUAUCGUUCGCCGCUGCACGAAUUCAUGAGAUCGACGCACUUCAGUCCAGUAUAAAAAAAGCCAGCUUCGAGGCCAACACCAUAGCUUUCCCACCCAUGCACCGAACCAUGCGUCGACGUGCUGCAAGUCAUAUACUUCAUGGGUUCCCUGCGCGUAUGAGAGCGGUGAAAGCCAAUAAAUCGGCCAAUAAAGGAAAAACACGGACAUUUUCAUGGAGAUCUAGCACCUUUACUAAAGAGUGCUUAAAAGGGCACCAUAAUCAACGAUGGCUGGAAACUUAUAUGUGGCACAUAAAACGGAUGAAGAUGGACAACAAAUGGGGAUAUCGAUUGGCUACUCAUCCAAUGCUGAAAUCAUACCGAGUCAUGUAUCGUGCAUUCACUCGCUUCUCCAUGGUUCACGACGCAUCUUAUUAUGGGUGUAUUGAAAUGACAGGAGAGAUGGACGCUAUCAGCAGCGUUCUGGAUACAAUCACCGAUCCGUUCUUGCCCUCAGUAGGCAGUGCUAGAUUCAAAGAGGGACUGCGCUCUGGGCAGACCUGGAUUUAUCAGUGUCAGUCGUAUCCUCGAAAUCUCAUUGCCCCUAUUUCAUAUCUGUGGCGACCCACUACGACAGCCAAUGCAAGUAGGGCAUUAUGGAUUUGGGUGCACCCGUCUGCGUAUAAUGCCGUUUUUUCGUGCAUUGAAAGUUGUAUUAAAUCGAAGGACAGAUCUACAGAUAUUAGGAUAACAGAUCUUCGUAGUGAGCUGGUCCGGUUUGAGUUAACGGGCCCUCGGUCAACCGAACUUCUGCAAACUAUUCUGAUCACAGCUGAUAAUCAUGAGAUCGAAACUAAUUCAAACGCUCAUCAAGUUUGGAAAGAUAUGAAAUACCUCAAAAAUGCAUGCUCACUGUCUUCAGGCGUUGUCCUUGGUUUGAAUGUCGAAGACCCUCGUUUAAGGUUCCCACAAAAGAUACCACCACUGCCAGCAACGGUUCCUCCUGAUGUCACGGCACGGUUGGAGGCAGUAAUACAACGAUGGCCACAUGAUGUUGCGAAUUCAGAUAUUUGGGAAAGCAAUGUACGAAAACACAUAUACGAUUCAAAGAACUCGGAUUAUUCUCUGAUAAAACGAAGAGAACAGAAUCUAUUACCUGGAACGAAUCUUGAAUUUACAUCGGACGACAAUCGUAUCCCUGUUUUGCUCAUCCAACGAAAUAACCCUAUCAUUGAUAAUACCGGGAACAACCAGUUAUCCCACCCCAAUAUGCCCGUGAUCCCAGGCUGGACAGUCAUUCUACCUCGAGGAUGGGGUAGCGCCUUCUGGAGAUCGCUAAUAUUCGCUGGUGCAAAAGUCGCUGGAGUAAAUGACGUUCGUAACACUCACUGGGAAUCCGGCUUUGGUUCUUUCCCGUACGAUUUUCCUGGUACACGCGCGUUUGUAAAAGAGAGAAGCCGAUCAAAAACUGCUGCUGAAGCCAUUUGGAUGAGAAAGCCGGUAACCAAGCGUGUUAAUUAUGCAAAGUUCAAAAUUGAUCAUCCAUUCGAGUGCGCCUUUGAAACUCUCAUUAACACUGGGUCUUCCACCACAAGCAAUCAGUUGCCGUGUGCUAUUUUGCUGCAAGGAAAGAAACUUAUUACUUGCAUCAAAGCGGCCGAAGAUACCACAACUGUUGAAAAGCAAUUACAAGACUUAAUGGGGGCCAUGACGGCUAAGCGAAAAAUCGCCCCACCAGCACCGUUUACUUUGAACGACGUUUUACUCAAGAUCAGGAUUACAUACAUCCAACGCGGUCGACCGCAUACCAACGCAUUGAUAUAUUUACUGGACGACAAAGAAGAGUAUCAGCAGUAUGUUCGUUCAUUUGGUUCCGCGGCCAAGGCUAUAGAAUCAAAUGAAUCGGCGGAUGAAAACCAUACCUCACAGCAAUUUUCUCAAUCUCCAAGACAUAUUGGUUAUGUAACCAACGGUGGAUUCUCACUAAUGAACGGAUGUGGUUUCGGCGUGGGUGCUUGUAGUGCUCAUGGAUUCCGAGCCUUGCUAGAUGUCAGCCAAAGAUCCGUGAAUCACAUUGUUCUUGUUCGAAAUCCAAGCAGUCGGAGAUACUACCCUGCCAAGUUAGAGCUCAUGUGCUAGAGUUUUUCAUAGAUAAAGUAUCUUUCAGGUCCAUAUAGACAUAGUAAAUUUGAGCCAUCUGUAACUGCGAAACAAAGCCUAUGUAUUUCUAGACAGCUACUGUCGCUUUCAUCCAUCAAUUUCCAAAACUUUUUAGCACCUCUGUUUUCUGUCUUUAUAUCCCUAGUAAUUACAUUUCAAUUAUCGUGAGAGAAUC